AUGACUAAGUCGACCGUGCUGGGCAUACACCUCGACUCUGGGGUCCCAACUGGGAGCUCUACUUACACCACCGUCGUGGUAUUUCACGGCUACGCGUGCCAUGGGGGAAUAUUCGCCAAACUCAUUCCCUUGGCGCCCUCUCACAAUGCACGGAUCGUUGUCGUCAACCGGCGCGACUACCCCGGAUCCCAGCCUUACUCGGACAUCGAUCUUAAAGGGCUCCGAAACGGCAAUGCUGCUCUUAAGGACGGCGAUCAGGAGAAGGCUCGCGCGCUCAUCGCCGCCUUCAUGCGAGCGCGAGCACGAGAAGUGUACGACUUCCUGGCAGACUUGAUCGAGGGGGGUGACGUCCGCGAGGCGCAGCCGAAGAAGAACGCCGGCGGGCUCGUCGUCGUCGGAUGGUCGUUCGCCACCGUGUGGAUGACUGCGCUGCUCGCGCACGUCGCCGAGUUUGAGACUGUCGCCGCCCCUCUCUCCAAGUAUAUGCGUAGGGUGGUGAUUCUGGACGGGCCGUACCACGUUCUCGGCUACCAGCCCCCAGGAACGAACAUAUACAACCCCCUCUGGGACCCGGACGCCACCGUCGAGGACUUCGCGUUCUGGGUCAGCGGCUACUACCGGCACGGCGACACGGAGGGCACGCUCGAGGGCCGCACUCCACUCAAGAGCCCGGCUCCCACACUCAUGACGCUUACGGACGAAGAGCGCGCUUCGACGCUCUUUCCCAGCCCCAGCGAUCCAGAUGGGUCGGACCAGAUGCUCCUGGUCGGCGGGAGGGCCUCGGGCGUCUUUUCGGAUUUACGCAAAGCCGCGUUCGCGUUGCCGCCGACGGGCAAGAACGGCGCCGUGCGGAAGGACGUGGAGAUAAGGUGUGUCUGGUGCGAUGCGUCGAUCUGGGAAAUGGUGUGGGCGAGGUGGAAGAUGGAGGAAGAGCUGCAAGCCGCGAAGGAGACGAGGAUAUCGAUGCGGGAAGUGGAGAGCGUGCGCUUGGCGGGGUGCAAUCACUUUGUGGGUGGUAUUGCUGUUGCACGCUGCAUGGUAUGCUGA
Messenger RNA from Epithele typhae, 1047 nucleotides. RefSeq lists its product as uncharacterized. The transcript has 3 exons. The record is from RefSeq and is a predicted model, not a curated record. The coding region runs from base 1 to 1047 and encodes 348 amino acids. Lineage: Eukaryota; Fungi; Basidiomycota; Agaricomycetes; Polyporales; Epitheliaceae.